This is a messenger RNA of Insectozyma verbasci, 4677 nucleotides long. The record is from the annotation of a GenBank genome assembly. NCBI's taxonomy places the organism in Eukaryota, Fungi, Ascomycota, Pichiomycetes, Serinales, Debaryomycetaceae.
AUGAAUAAUGAUAGCUCUUACAAUGAAAGUACAAUAAAUUGGUCACCAAAUUCAGCAUCUUCAAGUUUUAGAGUUCAAAUAAAUGAUUAUGAUACGUAUCAAACAUGGCCUACUAAAUUAGACCAAUUAUACACAGUUGUUAGUCAGGUACCCAUCAUUAGAAUUUAUGGUUCAUUAUCAAUCAAUAAUGAUGAGAAGAAUAAUGAACAAUCACCGAAGAGGAAAAAGCCAAGAAUUGAAAGCAAUGAAACUUCUGUAUUUAAUGUAGUUAUACAUGUGCAUAAUUUUUAUCCAUACUUUUAUGUUGAUUGUAAUGAAACAAAUUAUGAAAAAUUGAAAGAUAAAAAGUUCAUUGACAAGGUAAUAAAUUAUUUGGAAACAUCAUUAAAAGAGUCAUUCAAACGUAGAAGAGCUAGAAACGGGCAUGAAGAUCAAGAAGUCGGUGACGAUGAUGAUUCAAGAAGAAAAUAUAUUGCAAAUGUUUCAAUUUGUAAAGCAGUUUCAAUUUAUGGAUUUCAAUUAGGUUAUAGAUUAUUUUAUAAAAUAUCAUUAUUAUCACCAUUAUAUAAAUCCAGAUUAACCAAUAUGUUUCAUGAAAGAAAAGUUUCAUUAGAUGACAUUGAAAAUCCAGUUGAGAAAAAGCCCAUCACAUACAUUUACGAAGCUCAUAUUCCGUACCUUUUACAAUUUUUAACAGAUUUUAAUUUAUUUGGUUGUGGUUGGAUAAAUAUUGAUCAUGAAUUGGUUAAUGGUACUGGUACCAGAGGAUUAUAUUUUAGAUCGCCUAUAUUUACUGAAUUACAUCGAAAUUUUCAUGAACCUCAUAAAUUAAAUAUUCUAUCCAAUUAUUUAACAAAAUUUUUGAAUCAAGAAAAUGUGCUAGACAAUUCAUUUGUGAGAAUUGGGAAAUCAAUUGUUGAAGUGGAUAUUACCACAAGUAGUAUCAUUAACAGAAAUUGGGUGGAGCCAAGAGAAAUUCAUGAAGAUUUUUCUGAACGACGGGAGUUUGAUAAGUAUAUUGAAGAUAUAAAGUUCUCCAAAAUACCAAAGCAUGGUUAUAAAUAUGACAAGGAGGGAAACCAACUCAUCUAUUUAUCGUCUUUAAAACAGACGUAUUUUGAUUUGAAAUUUCAAAUCAAAAUAAGAAAUUCAGAUUUGAAAAUCAACAAUGAUGUCUUGGUAACCUCUUCUAAAAUUCAGUACUUUGGUACUGGAACUAGCAAGUGGAGCAAUUCUUUUGAAUUGAACGAAUUAUUAAAUUAUGUGAUACAAAUAAAUGGGAAAACUAAUUACAAUUUGGACAAGUACGGAGAUCAUAAUUUUAAUAAAGAUCCCAAUUUUAAUAAAUUUGAAACAGCAUAUGGCUUAGUAGAUUAUGAGAAGAAUUUAAAAUUUCAUGAUAAAAAACCAAUGCUUUUACAGUGGACCGAUUUUGAAGAAUUAUUCAUUGAAAAUGUAUCAGUUGAAAAUCAGUUUAUUGAGUCAGAAGAUGAAUCAGAAGAGGAAAGGCUAAUAGAUGUGAAUAAACCAGAAGUAAUGGAUGAACAAAAUAAUGAUGAUGAUUUAGAUUCACAAGAAUUAGACUUCAAACAUAAUAAUUUCGGUUCACAAGAAUUAGUUGCAAAUGAAAUCAUCUCAUUACCAAAUGAAACUAAAUCAGAUGAAAAAGAAGCUAUUAUAUCUACCCAAUUUGAUGAAGAUAUGAUUCAAAACCAGUCUCAAUUAUUUGAUUCAUUUUCGUUCACUCCUACAGCUGAACAACCCAUUUAUAAAAACAUGCAUGUAGGGAAAAACACUUACGACAUAUCAAUACCAGAGCAACUCAAGUUACUGAAUUUAAAUGAUGCAUUUCAAUCCACUGGAACUCUUAAGAUAGAUUAUCCAGAUCCGUUUUAUAGUGAUCCAAAAGAUUUAUCAAAACCAUUUAUAUUUGCUAAUCAAAAAUUUGUCAUACCAUUAAAAAAUGAAUCUAUAAUACCUAAAUUAUUUAGUGAUUCUUUACAUCUAGGACCAGAUAAAGAACUAACAGGAAUAUAUUCAACAUGGGAGUACAGUAUUGAACCGCCAUCAAAAAUGGAAACUAUUAAUUUCAUCAAGUAUCGAGAAUCUAAAGCAAUUAAAAGAGCAUUAAAAUAUAGAUCACAAAUUGAACCAGGUAAAACACAAGCAUUUAAAUACAGUUAUAACUCAGAAAAAGUAUCUAGGAAGCCGGAUGAGUUUAAUUUUUUAACUUCAUUACAUUUGGAAAUUCAUGCUAAUCCUCCGAAUGCUGAAUUAGUUGCGGAUCCAUUAAGAGAUCCCAUCUCAUUAAUUUUUUAUUCGUUUGAUGAUACCAAUGAAAUGUUUAAUUGUAAAAAAUCGGGAGUAUUAAUGUUUGGAGAAUAUGAACCUAAAAUGAUUCAACAAUUAUCAGAAAGUUUAUCUUGUCAUACUGAAAUAUUUUCUGAUGAGAUCGCAAUGGUUGCAAAAUUGGUUCAAUUGGUUGAAAUUUUUGAUCCUGAUAUUUUAUCAGGUUAUGAAGUAAUCUCAAUGUCAUGGGGUUAUAUAAUUGAAAGGUUUAUAAAUGUGUUUGGUAUUAAUAUGAUGAGUGAUUUGAGUAGGGGUACAUUUAAAAGUAAUGGUAAAUUUGGUGAUAGAUGGGGCUAUACUCAUACAUCAAAUAUAGAAAUAUGCGGUAGACACAUGAUUAAUGUUUGGAGGGUAUUAAGAUCAGAACUAAGUUUAACCAGUUAUUCAUUAGAGAAUGUAACGUAUCAUUUAUUACAUAGAACACUACCUAAGUACCUGAAUCAUCAAUUAACGCAAUGGUUAAAAGCUAAUCAGUAUCAUGAGUUAUUUAUUGUUAUGUCGUAUUACAUGAAAAGAAUUGAAUUGAUACUCAAAAUUAUUGCUGUUCAAGAAUUGAUUACAAGAAAUGUUGAACAUUCAAGAUUAAUAGGAAUUGAUUUCAAUUCAAAUUUUUAUAGAGGUUCACAAUAUAAAGUUGAGUCGAUAUUAGCAAGAAUUGCAAAGACAGAAAGUUUAUUAUUAAAUUCACCAUCUAAAACAGAUGUACAUGAAAUGAGACCAUUCGAAUCAAUUCCAUUAAUUUUAGAACCAAAAGCAAAUUUUUAUAAAUCUCCAUUAGUUGUAUUAGAUUUUCAAUCUUUAUACCCGUCAAUUAUGAUUGCUUAUAAUUAUUGUUAUUCGACAUUGUUAUGCAAAUUGCACAAUUAUAAAAAGAAUAAAAAUGAUAUUGGUUAUUUAAAAUCUUUAAAGUUAAAUCCAGGACUAGUUGACCUACUAAAGAAAGAUGACGCUAUUAAUAUAUCCCCCAAUGGAUUUAUGUUUGUUAAAAGUCAUAUAAGAAAAUCGAUUUUAGCCAAAAUGUUGGAAGAAAUUUUAAAUAUCAGAAUUAAACUAAAAAAUGUAAUGAAAUUAUUCAAAGAUGAUGCUGAAUUGACUAAAUUAUAUAAUGCCCGACAAAACGCUUUGAAGUUAAUUGCAAAUGUUACAUAUGGUUAUACGUCAGCAACAUAUUCAGGAAGAAUGCCAUGUUCAGACAUUGCCGAUGCUAUUGUCUCCACUGGAAGAGAAAUAUUAACCAAAUCAAUGGAAAUGAUUGAAUCUGAAAAUUAUGGUGCAAAAGUGGUUUACGGUGACACAGAUUCAUUAUUUGUUUACUUCCCAGGUAAAUCCAAACAAGAUGCAUUUAAAUAUGGUAAAGAGAUUGCUAAAAAAGUUACAGAUUUUUUCCCAGAUCCGAUUCAUUUAAAAUUUGAAAAAGUUUAUCAUCCUUGUAUUCUUUUAGCAAAGAAAAGAUAUGUUGGAUAUUCAUAUGAGUAUGAAAAUCAAGAAGUUGCAAAAUUUGAUGCAAAGGGAAUUGAAACCGUUAGAAGAGAUGGUAUACCUGCUCAACAGAAAAUUACUGAGAAAUGUCUUCGUAUAUUAUUUGAAACACAGAAUUUAUCAACAGUUAAAGAAUAUACUAUUAAACAAUUUUAUAAAAUUUUAUUUAAUAAAAUUUCAGUUCAAGAUUUUUGUUUUGCAAAGGAGGUAAGGUAUGGAAAUUACAAAAAUGAAAGAUAUCUUCCACCAGGUGCAUUAUUAGCAAGUGAAAAAGCAAAAGAUGAUCCUAGAUCAGAACCACAAUAUAGAGAAAGAAUUCCAUAUAUCGUGUAUAGGGAUUCAACAAAACAAAGAAUAAAGGAUAGAGUUUUAUCUCCAGAAGAUUUAAUUAAAACGUAUACAACUGAAAAUCCAUUGACAUUAGAUUCUGAAUAUUAUAUAACAAGAGUAUUAAUUCCUCCAUUGGAACGUUUUUUCAAUCUAUUUGGAGCUGAUGUACGAGGUUGGUAUAAAGAAAUGCCUAAAUAUCAAAGAAUUCAAAGCUUAUACAGUGAUUCAUGUUUAAUAUGUGGUAAUCGAUUAGAUAAUGAAAGUUUUGUAUGUUCAAAAUGUUCAGCAGAUCAGCAAUCACUUGAAAAUGAUGUUGAAUUAACAUUUAAAAAUUGUCAAAAAGAUUAUUUAAAAUUACAAAAUCUAUGUCGUACAUGUAUCCAUAAUACCUUGAAAACAGGUUAUGAUUGUGUCGAUGAUUGCGUAAAUCGUGAUUGUUCUAUAUAUUAUAAUAAAGUGAAAAAUGUAAAUGAAUAUAAACAAGUUCGUGAAAAAAGGGAUAAAAUUAUUCAAUGGUGA